CGUAGUCAUUCGGGUGUACCAAACGAGACGUCGGCCCAUUAGCGUGCGCGAAUAAGAGCUGUAAACAGGCCCGGAAGAUUAUUGCUCCCCUUCGUUCACCUCGCGUACGCGACAAACUAGGCCGACCGCCGCCGCCCUACGCUCAGCUGCCCACCUGCCCUGGUCUUCGACUCUUCGUCGUGCGCUUUGCCGGCGGCGAGCACCCAUCACACCAGGAUGGCGCUAAGGGGGGUCUGGCAGCUGCAGAAGCUCGUGGUAAACUACUGCGACUGGGGAGGGAGCAGCAGGGGCAUCAGGGCCUUCAUGGAGGCACAUCUUCCAGCCUUUAAGGAAAAGAAUCCACACUUAGAGGUGGUGACAGAGCUUGUCCGCGGUCAACAUCCUAACUUGAAGGGAAUUUACAAAAACCAUAACGAGCGAGUGGUAUGCGUGAGAAAUUUACCGCCAGAGGAAAUACUCCUGCAAGCCACCAGGCUAAGGAACUCUCUGGGCAGGAAAGUGGUGAAGCUGCGGACCAGACAUGUAACGAAACGCCCCAGUGUUCAGGGGACGUGGACGACGGAACUGAAGAUGUGAAGCAACAAGCCAAGGUGUUUCAUUGUUCUUUGGUGGUCUGAUUGCAGAAAAUGUCAGCUGUGUCGAUAACUUUGGUAGAGCUGCCGUUAGGCUUGCCUGUUUGAAUAGCUAAACCGUUUACUCCAUUUGUUCCGGAGUACAAUCUGGUAAUAACAUAGGAGUACACUUGACUUUCUUAGACCAGGCCGUCACAUUUGAUAUUUCAGUCUGGUGAUAUCUGUCUCCUAUAUUAGACCAGUACAAUGUUUCAACUCGCGAGAUACUGCGAACACAGAAUUUUGCUAUGCUAUGGCCAUUACCAAGGUUUUUUUUA
Molecule: messenger RNA, 889 nt
Organism: Zea mays
Lineage: Eukaryota; Viridiplantae; Streptophyta; Magnoliopsida; Poales; Poaceae
Exons: 4
Coding region: 217-576 (119 amino acids)
Biological process (GO): mitochondrial translation
Cellular component (GO): mitochondrial large ribosomal subunit
Molecular function (GO): structural constituent of ribosome
Source: RefSeq, a predicted model, not a curated record